AAAAUUCGAACUCGCCACAGAAAGAGAGGAAUCGUCCCCAAUUCCCCCUCCUGCCGCCCCCCAACUCCGGCGACCCGCCGCCGCCGCCGCCGCGAUGCAGCGCGGCAUGGACGCGUCGAUCUCGGCGCUGUGCGGCUCCCUCUCCGAGGUGCUCACCGACGCCGACGACUCCUCCCGCGCGCUCUCCGACGCCCUCUCCCGCCGCGCCAUCCCCCUCGAGUCGGCGACGAACGCGUUCCUGCAGGGGCUGGACCGGCGGGUGGAGGCGGCGGGCGCCGACCUGGUGAUGUCACUUUGAAGCUCUGCCCGUGCAGUGUUCGUAUAUUUUGGCUGAGGGUCAUGGGGUUUCUCUUGUUGGGGCAGAGGUGGAGGACGAGGUGGAGGAAGGUGCAGACUUGGGGGACCUUGAUGUCCCCGGGAAUGGGCUCUUGGGAGGGUCAAGCUCGGUCCUCAGGUCUGCCCGGAAGCACUUCGACGACGAUGAACUAUUUGAGGAUUCCAUGUCACUAAAGAAUUUUGGGAUUUCUGAUGCUUGUCUGGCUACCCUGUCCUCUCAAGAUAUUGAUUUUUCUGCAAGCCCAAAGAUGCCUGACAGAAAACUUGGAAGUGUUGAUGAUGACCAAAAGAUCUUGGAGGAAGCUGAAGAACCCACACCUCCCCAAAUUGAAACCUAUGAGCAAGAUGACAAUGCUUUCCAAGGAAUGAUAAGGGCGUCGAAGGAGGAGUACGAUAAACUUCCUCCUUACAUGAAGACUCUUGCAUCAUGGGAGGAAUUGCAUGACGCCGUUUCAAAACUAAAUGCAUACUUUGGUGGUGAUAAGGCUCAGGGAAGUUUAAAUCAGGAUGAUGUUGCAUCAAUCGGCUUGGGGCGCAAAGGAAGAUCCUACUUGUUGAUCCUUAUGCGGUUGAAUCAACUGGCUAUGGAGACGAUUGAUGGCUCAAUCUUCUACAACCUACGCAAGAACGACUCCUAGAUGAUUUUUUCAGAGAACCUGGGGAAACAGAAGGGGAUAUACUGAUACUGCCUCCAUACUGUAAUGCGUUUUGAUGUAGUUAGUCUGGUGCAUAACUUGUUCUCUCCUAAGGCAUUGGCUUGGAUUUGAUUGCACUACUGUUUUUAGAAUAGCUUGGUUUAAUCUGGUGAAGAGCUUGGGUUUGAUGGUUCUGGAUAUUCGGUCGUAAUGUAGUUGAUCUGGUGAAGAGCUUGGGUUUGAUGGUUGCUGUAUACUCAAACGUGGAGCUGCACAAGUGUUCUUUAACUGAAAUAAAGUGGAAACUGUACGAUUACAAAUGGUGGCCUAUCUAUCUGUGAAGUUUGCUCUUGCCGUUGCAAUGGAGGUGCUGAAUCACAAUAUCAGAUAUUGCAUGGCAAACUGAAGAACUGACGAUGAUUCAGGAUGGGUUCCUGCUGCAAUGUCACCCCAAGAUCUCUGAAGUUUUAUAAACUCCCGUACACUUAAAUGAAUCACCCCUUGCAAUAUUGCACAUAUUGCAAGUCUUACACUUCUAUGUGCACAAAUUUACUAUUUACAUUCCUCCAACGAGCCACAUAUAUAUGAUGAUGCUAUAUCUACAAAUUGCAAUGUACACAGCUUCAGAAUUUGUUGAAUUCUUCAGAUCCCAUGCCCUGCCUUGCCAUGCAGGAUGCAGCAGCGACAGUGGGGGAAGAUCCCUCCUAUCAGGGUGGUGCUCGAGGUUUCCGUGAGAUGGAUCCCGGAUCAUAUAUAUGAUCUCUCAAGGAUGCUCUGCGACAGUAUCUAUCUAGGC
This is a messenger RNA of Triticum aestivum (bread wheat), 1767 nucleotides long. RefSeq lists its product as uncharacterized. Gene Ontology annotation, cellular component: outer kinetochore; spindle microtubule; kinetochore. NCBI's taxonomy places the organism in Eukaryota, Viridiplantae, Streptophyta, Magnoliopsida, Poales, Poaceae. The transcript is spliced from 8 exons. The coding region runs from base 501 to 974 and encodes 157 amino acids. Gene Ontology annotation, biological process: mitotic cell cycle; chromosome segregation. The record is from RefSeq and is a predicted model, not a curated record.